Messenger RNA from Trifolium pratense (red clover), 1619 nucleotides. Its product is annotated as DNA damage-repair/toleration protein DRT100-like. The transcript has a single exon. The coding region runs from base 114 to 1268 and encodes 384 amino acids. The record is from RefSeq and is a predicted model, not a curated record. Gene Ontology annotation, molecular function: protein binding. Lineage: Eukaryota; Viridiplantae; Streptophyta; Magnoliopsida; Fabales; Fabaceae.
ACAUCACACUAGCCUAUUGCUACUUCCCUUAUAUAAAUAGUAAGUGACAUUUGCAUAGUUGCACACUCACUCCAUUCUAUAUGCAAGUUAAAUAAUUAAUAAACCAAAGAAAAAUGUGUGGUGCUAGAGUACUUUUGACAAUGUCACUACUAGUAGUUACCUUAGAAUUUCUUAGUGUCUCACCUGUUGAGUCAUGCCCUCCUUCUGAAUGGGCAGCACUAAUGUCUUUCAAAGCAGCUCUCAAUGAACCUUACUUUGGAAUCUUCCAUUCAUGGAGAGGCACCAAUUGUUGUUACAAUUGGUAUGGUAUUAGUUGCGACCCAACCACACGUCGAGUCGCAGAGAUCACCCUCAACGGUCUCACCGUGGGGGACAACCACCGGCGCUAUAGGCGUACCAAAACCGUGGAAAGUGGAUACAUGACUGGACACAUUUCCCCAUCAAUUUGCAACCUCACACAACUCUCUAGCAUUACCAUCUCCGAGUGGAAGGGCAUUUCGGGAAAUAUCCCUGAAUGCAUCACAACCCUCAGUUUUCUUCAAAUCAUAGAUCUCUCUGGAAACUAUAUUUCUGGAAAGAUUCCAUAUGAAAUAGGGCGCCUUACCCAACUUACAAUGCUCAACCUUGCAGAGAAUCAUAUCUCUGGAAAGAUUCCAAACACUCUUAUAAACCUCUUUAACUUAAUGCAACUUGAUCUUCGUAACAAUGCUUUGGAGGGCCCCAUUCCCGGGAACAUCGGCAAACUCAAAAAGUUGAACCGGGCAUUACUAAGUCACAACCGGAUAAACGGUCGAAUUCCACGAUCUUUUUCAAAUAUUUACGGGCUGGCAGACUUGGAUCUAUCGUUGAAUAGGUUAUCCGGUCCAAUUCCAUUUUCGUUGGGACAAAUGUCAGUUCUGGACUCACUAAACCUGAAGUAUAACAACUUGACGGGGAGGAUCCCGAAGACUUUGUUGGCAUCGAGACUGAGCCAUUUGGAUUUGAGUAGAAAUGCUUUGAGGGGACCUAUACCGGACGUGUUUAGUGAAACCUCGUAUUUCAUAAACCUUGAUUUGUCGUUUAAUCAUUUGAAUGGUUUGAUUCCCAAGUCUAUGGCAUUAGCCUUGUACAUUGGCCACACGGACUUUAGUCACAACCAUCUCUUUGGGAGGAUUCCGGCUGUUCCUUCCUUUAGCCACCUUCAACAAGCAUCGUUUGAACACAACCAACGCCUUUGCGGCAAACUACUUAAACCAUGCACUGAUGAUCUCAUACACAUACAUGAAUAAAUAUGUUGGGUUUGGUUUCUCCUUACGCCUCUUUACUAUAUUAAAAUUUGUCACGUUUUUUAAAGUGUAUUUCUGAGGGACACAAAAUGUUCAGAAUCACAUAUCUGACAUACUAGUACAAAAUUUAGUGAUUUUCUAGAUGUAUACUUUGGAAGUUAAGCCUUUGUAAUUUAUUGUGUCUUUAAAGUUUUAAACGUGCAAUAUAUAUUGUUUUGGAUUGAAACUAAUCUAUUUCCAUCUCUCCUUUUUAUGUUUCUUCAAUUUUAUAUAUACACAAAAGUUUAGUAUAAAGUGUAUCAUUAGAUAUUUACUGAAAUGUACUAUACUAGAUUUCCGACCCGUGCAACGCAC